CUGCUCCAAUCAGUCGGCCGCUUGCUUUCAGCCAGUGCAGAGGUUGUCGCGUGUUUGGCAUCCGCUCUUAAGAUAUUAAAACGUGUGUGCGACGAUAUUAUUGAAAAACGCCGACGCUCGUACACCUAAACAACGACAUUGAUGGCUUACAAUCUGGGUACCUAUUAAACGGGGGCUCAGUGUGCGGGCGUGUCGCGCAACUUGACUAUAUAUCUUUAUAUACGUGUAUAUAUCAAUAUACAUAUAUUGAUGUGAAUAAAACCCGUUCCGUUUUAGGUUUUUGCGUGGUAAUAACUACAACUCCGGCGCCAGGUCACAUUCGUUAUCAGAUAAUCAAACAAGAGAAGCGAAGCAGUAAGGAAAAGGUGAUUUCUAUUGAAAUUAUGUAAUUUAUUAUGCAAAUCAAAAGACCAUAAGCAAUAGCAAUUAAAGCAAAGCUUGUGCGUGAUAUAGAAAAAGCAAAUAUAAUCAAAUAAUAUUUAAAUAAAAAUAAAAGAAAAGCCGCAGUAUGCACAAUACAUCUUCCUCGUGUGCCUGGUACUUGCCUUGGAGCUUGGCCGCUCAGCAGCAUCAUCACAAGCUGCUGGCCAUGCAGACGCCCUUCGCGGACAAGGUGCCGCCAGGUGCGCUGUACGCUGCACAACCGCAAUUGCAUCAGCCGCAGCCGCAGCAGCAGCAACAGCAACAGCAGCAACAACAACAGCAGCAACAUCAGCAGCAGCAGCAUCUGCUCCAGCAACAGCCGCAGCAGCAUUCACCGAAUACUGCAGCAGCUCCACCCCCAAACUAUCAGCAACCCGCGCUGCAUCCAAGCGCCGGCACCCAUUUUCCCUUGGCGCCUGGCUACAAUUUCAAUCAGCCGCUGCUUAAUGCUGCUGGCCAGACGAGCAGCUAUGCAGGACAGCCUCAUCCGACGCACAGCCACUCGCAGACGCAUCUGCUGCAGUCCUCCAUGUUCCCGCCACUUUCGCUGAGCGCCUACUAUUCGGCCGCAGCAGCAGCGGCGGCUGCUGCAGGAGCAAAUCAUGCCAACGCUGUCGCCGCCUUUGGUGGCGUUCCAUUGUCGGCCCAGCAGGCUCUGCUGGCUGCUGCCACCGUAGCCGGCUCAACGGGCAUGCCGCAGUCGCCGCCGGUCCAAGUGCCGGUCCAAAUGCCCGUACAGGUGCCCGUAUCCGUGUCGGUGCCGCGCCCAGCACCGCCGCCCGCGUGUGCGCUGGUGCAGCCAUUGAAUUGCAUGCCUCAGGAUCUGCAGCAUCUCUCUUCCAUUAAUCUAAACCUGGGCAACGUGAUGGCCCUGAGAAAUCAUGGAGCUGCCGCCGCCGCCGCCGGACUCACAUCCAUCAAAGCGCUACCAAACCCAACGUCUCUAACAAUUAACAGAAAGCUGACAAACGUUAGCGAGCUGGAAAAGCAAAAGGUAAAAAUACCCGAGAAGCGAAAAACCGAGGACACGGAACAAAUUAAAGAUUUGAAAAAGGCAAAGUUGGAGACAAAGGCCUUGAAGGCCAAAAGACCUGGAUUCACUGAUGAAAGAUACCAGGAAACCUCAUACUAUAUCGAAAAUGGUCUACGCAAGGUGUAUCCAUAUUACUUCACCUUCACGACCUUUACGAAGGGCCGCUGGGUGGGCGAGAAGAUAUUGGAUAUAUUCUCCAAGGAGUUUCGCGCACAUCCAGCUGAGGAAUAUGAGCGCUGCAUACAGACCGGCACCCUGACCGUUAACUUCGAAAAGGUGCCCAUUGACUACCGGCUGAAACACAAUGAUCUAUUGGCCAACAUUGUGCACAGACACGAAGUACCCGUCACUUGCCAACCAAUCACAAUAGUGCAUAUGGAUGAGGACAUUGUGGUUGUUAAUAAGCCAGCCUCUAUACCAGUGCAUCCAUGUGGGCGGUACAGGCAUAAUACUGUAGUCUUUAUACUCGCUAAGGAAUUCAAUCUGAAGAACCUACGCACAAUUCAUCGGCUGGAUCGGCUUACGUCCGGACUGCUCUUGUUCGGCCGCAGUCCGAAGAAGGCGCGCCAAAUGGAGCAGCAGAUACGCAACAGACAAGUGGAGAAGGAAUACAUCUGUCGAGUGGAGGGCAUUUUUCCAGACGGUGUCGUGGAAUGCAAGGAGCCCAUCGAGGUGGUCAGCUACAAGAUAGGCGUAUGUAAGGUCUCUCAGAAGGGCAAAGAUUGCACCACAACCUUCCAGAAGCUAUCCCAGAAUGGAAAAACCAGCGUGGUGCUCUGCAAGCCGCUCACAGGACGAAUGCAUCAAAUUCGUGUUCACCUGCAAUAUUUAGGCUUUCCUAUACUUAAUGAUCCCUUGUAUAACCAUGAGGUGUUCGGUCCUCUGAAAGGCCGCGGUGGAGACAUUGGGGGCAAGACGGACGACGAGCUAAUACGGGAUCUCAUUAAUAUACACAAUGCGGAAAAUUGGCUGGGCAUCGACUGCGACUCGGACAUAUCAUUGUUUAAGAAUACUAAGGAUGAGACGGAUCUGGAAAGCCUGAGCAGCGAUCAAACGUUUGCCGUGCAUCACAGCGAUGAUGACGUGGGCGUCAAUUCAAGGGAGACUACGCCACCAUGCUCGGAGAAUCACCAAAGCGCAGAGGCCCUCAAGCAGCUGCACUCAACAAAUAGCAGUCCAGUGCUCCCGGCUAAGGCAGAUGCAGCCACCGAGUCUUCGGUCCCAAAUGAAGUCCCCACGGACCAGGCCUUGGCCUCCGAUAAAGUGGUCAUUGACAAGCAUUGCUAUGAGUGCAAGGUGCACUAUCGAGACCCCAAGCCUAAGGAUCUAGUCAUGUAUUUGCAUGCCUGGAAGUAUAAGGGUCCCGGCUGGGAGUACGAAACUGAACUGCCGAGCUGGGCGCUGACCGAUUGGGAUGACUGCGAGCUCAACUCUGAGAAAGCUGUAAAUUAAAUGGAUUCUUUAAGUCGGUCGUAGUUCUAUUUAUAAUAUGCCUUAGUUCUCAAGUAUCACCAAACAACACAAGACGAAUGAAAUGAAGAACCAAACAAAAACAGUGCAAUAAACAAUGACCAAUCUUUGAUGAACCAAAC
Molecule: messenger RNA, 3048 nt
Organism: Drosophila arizonae
Lineage: Eukaryota; Metazoa; Arthropoda; Insecta; Diptera; Drosophilidae
Gene: RluA-1
Product: RluA pseudouridine synthase 1
Biological process (GO): enzyme-directed rRNA pseudouridine synthesis
Molecular function (GO): pseudouridine synthase activity; RNA binding
Source: RefSeq, a predicted model, not a curated record